GUGGAGGCCUUGGCGUCCUGCUUUGAAGCUGGCGAUUUUCUCCGGGAUUGGACGCGGCAUCCGCGAUCCCUCGAGCUGUUGGCCCAGCUGGAGUCUCGCCUCGCCUCGACCCAAUCGCACCUAGACCGCUUGAGGGCUGCAUCACACAUGCGGAACAAGAAGAUCAAGGCCGCCGAUAGGUUCGAGCACGAGGACACGUUGCUCGUUCAAGCUGCGGGCCUGUUGAAAGCCAAGUGCGCCGACAUUGCAAAGCAGAAGGUUUGCCAGGCCACUGUGUCGUUCGAGGUGCUGUCCAGGGAAAUCGAGGGCUUCCCACAACAGGUGGUCAAUCACUCGACCUACCACGUCGAGUCUUUUGGACAUACCUCCCUUGAAGAAUGCUGGACCUAUGCUGCUCGGGGUCUCGACGCCUCGCGGUUGCCUGGCACGCAUAUCCAGUACGCCGAGGUCCUGGUGAGCAUGUUCCCUUCCUUCGUGGCAAAAGUCCAAGCGAUGGGAUACAAAAGCGUCGAGCACAACGCCGGCACGUGGAAGUUGACAGCGACAUGGUUGACGGGCUCUGACUUCAACAUGCUCCUCUCCGACCCCUGCGUCUGA
Molecule: messenger RNA, 597 nt
Organism: Prorocentrum cordatum
Lineage: Eukaryota; Dinophyceae; Prorocentrales; Prorocentraceae
Source: the annotation of a GenBank genome assembly